Athalia rosae (coleseed sawfly) is the source of this 5681-nucleotide messenger RNA. RefSeq names its product homeotic protein proboscipedia. Gene Ontology annotation, biological process: regulation of DNA-templated transcription. The transcript is spliced from 3 exons. The record is from RefSeq and is a predicted model, not a curated record. Lineage: Eukaryota; Metazoa; Arthropoda; Insecta; Hymenoptera; Athaliidae. Gene Ontology annotation, molecular function: DNA-binding transcription factor activity, RNA polymerase II-specific; DNA binding. The coding region runs from base 1396 to 4110 and encodes 904 amino acids.
GAUCGGACGAUUGGCGGUAAAUUCCCUUCCGCAGGUCUCAGGUGUGUAUCCGCACAGUACCGCUGACCGCGUGGUCGAGCACGUGACGACGCCCCCACCCCUAGUUAGGCGUCGGGACGCCGCGCUCGCGCGUCCCGCCCACGUUGUGCGCCCUACGUCGCCGCCGCCCCGGCCACCCUUGCGCCCGACUAACUCCACCGCACAGAGUAGCUCGCUCGCACUCCCGCCGACCGCACCGAAGACUCAAGCCGAUCCUCCGAGGCCCUCCGAAGCUUAGCGCGAAGUCCUCUCUCCGUUCGCAGCCCACCAGCAGCCCGCCUACGAAGAGAGGGUUGAGCUCUCCGGAUACGACGUCGUUGACGCCAUUGGUCCGCUUUCUGGCUCACGUGACCCAACGCGGAGUGCGGUCCUCGGGGUACGGAGAGUGAUGAGCGGAGAACGGAGAACGUGCAGCGAAAGAGCGGAGAGCGGAGCGCGGAGAACGGCGACCAGCUCGUAGCUGGUUACCAAAGAAAAGAGACAGCAGUAACAACACCGACUCGUUGCCAACAACGUUCGCGCACGUUAGUGUAAAAAGGUCGCGGCGACGCUUUACAUCGGCAACACACUCCCAUUCCGUAACCGUUCUUGUUCGCGAGCCAGUCGGAUUGGCGGCCGUUCCUCGUGUGCCGAUAUAUAUACAUACCUGUAACUACCAUGAGUUGUUGAUUGUGCGUCAAUGUUGUCGAAUAUUGUUCGCGAUCGGUAUCGGGAUGAAUAUCGUCGCAAAGUGUCAGUGCGCAACGUUCUCGAUAUCUUGAUCGGUUGUUCCGAUCAUCGAAAUCGGUCGAUCGGUUGAAUAUAUAUUAAUCCGGUCACACACCGAUCCACCGAAUUAACCAAUCACCGUCGCAUGCACAGUGAAUCCGGGUGUACAGUGAAAAUAAUUCAGUUGUAUCGUCGAUUCUUUGAGUGAUUUUUUUUUUUUUGUUUUUUCUUACCCUUCAUGUGAUUUUCUACGUUCGUCGUCCACCCUCCCGAUCUCAUUCUAUUCCAGAUUCGUGUCCGAUCGGAAUCUUGACACUCGACCUCGGGUUAUCGGCGAAGUAAAAAAAAAACCAAAAGAAAAAAUAAUCGUGUUAAAAUAACGUCGAUCAUGCGAUCCUCUUCGGGGGUGCGGGGCCGCUCCUCGCUCAACGGCGGCGGAGUGAUGAUAAUCGCUAUCGCCGUUCGUUUGUCAUGAGGUAUUGUGAUUUGGCUCGCGAAGAAUUUCUUCGGCAGCCAAUCGUCGGUGGUGAAAGAUAAAUAACGAUUGAUAUCGAAUAAAAAAAAAAAAAAAAAAAAAAGAAAACAAGGGUCUCGUUACACCGCAGCAAAUUAACAAAAGUGAGUGUUUUACGGUGGAUCCGCAUUCCCAUGCGCGAUAAGCAGGGCCCCGCGGUGCACCACCAGGAGCUUCUGCACCACCAGGGGCUGCUGCACCACCAGAAUCACAAUCAAGAAGUUCAACGUCUGCAGCACCACCAGCUCAACGAUCAAGGCCAGUUGCAACUGCGGGCCCAUCUUCAGGGGCUUACGGUCGACGAGAAGGAUCUGAUAAUCGGCGGGAAGACGAGGUCGCCAACUCCAGUCCUGGCUAACGACGGAUGCGGUGGUACCGCCACCGGUGGAGGUGGUGGUUUCUGGUUGGCAUCGGUUGCCGCGGGGGCUGGUUCCGGGGCCGUUUUGCCGCCCCACGGGGCCCACCCCGCCAUGGAUCCGAGCUGCGGCCCCGCCGAAACCGGCUUCAUAAACAGUCAGCCGUCUAUGGCGGAAUUCAUGACCGCCUUGCCUCAGCUCGGGGGCGACGGGCCCCUCCAGCAUUCCCCCGGUACGGGGGGACCGAUGAGCCCGAAUUCCCAUCACCCCGGCUACCACGCCAUGAUGGACCCGCACGGAGUCGCCGAUCCCACCGGCGUUAACGUACCCGAGUAUCCCUGGAUGAAGGAGAAAAAAACGACGAGAAAAAACAGUCAGCAAGAAAAUGGUCUGCCCAGAAGAUUACGUACCGCUUACACGAACACGCAACUUUUGGAACUCGAAAAGGAAUUUCACUUCAACAAAUACCUUUGCAGACCGAGGAGAAUCGAGAUCGCGGCCUCCCUCGAUCUUACCGAAAGACAGGUAAAAGUGUGGUUUCAAAAUCGUCGCAUGAAACACAAACGUCAAACGUUGAGCAAAGAGGACGGCGACGAUAAGGACGGAACGUCUCAGGACGGUAUCGAAAAGUCGAAGAGUGACAAACUGAUGCUGAUGGACGAUGACGAGAAGAAAAGCUGUCACAACUGCGACAUUUCCGGAGUCGGGGACGUCGGUAGUUCGUUGGGCGAAGUUCCGGAACUCCGUACCUCCGAGCGGGGAGGUUCGGCCGGCAACAACAACAACAACACACCGAGUGCCACCAACAACAACACGGGAUUCAACGCGAACAGCAACGGGGCCAGCAGCGUCGGCAGUACGAACAGCGUGUCCAGUUCGUUCGAAAAAAUGAUAGCCGACGACGACUCCAGAUCGCAAGACGGCAGCGAGGUCACCUCGCCGAGCGUGACUACCAAAAAACUGUGCGGCGAGGUCGUCCGGGUGAAGGUCGAAGGCGGUCACAAGAGUCCGAACGCCUCGAAGCCGAUUUCGGUGAGCAAGAUAUCACCGUCGGCGACGUCGAACAAGGAUAUGUGUUCGAUGAACAGCAACGGUGUCCUGCUGGCCAUGCCGGAUUCCACGGUGUCCACACCGGCGCUCGGCGGCGGCGGCGGCGGCGGUCAGGGAUCCGCGCGAAGUCUGACGCCGUCGUCGACUCCGGGUACACCGGCCUCGGUCCAACUCCAGCAGGGGAGUCCCCUCGGUAUUCCGGCGGUCCACGUAGCGUACAUGCAGAGACCGAGGAGUUCCCCGUCGUCGGCGAGUUCGUCGGUGGCCCCGAGUGGUUUGCACGGAACGUCGAACGCCAACGCCAUGUCGCCUCACGUCGCCGGCUCCAGAGGUAUGCAGAGUUCUCAGAGUCAUUUUCAACAGGGCCCCUACCAGCCCUCGGCGAUCGACUACAGGAACGGUAUAAACGCCGCCGCGAAUCGACAGCCUCCACCUCCGGUCACCCAACACGCUCAGCAGACUCAAAAUUCUUACUGCGCUCCGCGUGAACCUUACCAACAGAGGAUCGCGUACCCGAGCGAUAUCCACCCGCUUUACACUCGCCAGAAUCAGACGAUCGCCCGGGGGCAUCACGGAAGAAAUUCGUCCUCUUCGCGGCCGGUUUACAAUUCGUCGGGAGCGGCGGGAAUGCAGUUUCAUCAGCAGCCCGCCGCUCAGCAAUACGCCGCCGUCGGUGAUUACAACGGUUACGCACUUUCCGGCCAGCAGAGCGGUAACGCUGCCGCUUAUCACACGGGAUAUCACAGGAACGUUCAGGGAACGGGUUACGCCGCGAGUCAGGGAUACCCCGGAACACAGAGCGACCAAGUGCCGGAGGCUUAUUCGGCCGGAGGCGGUUACGGUUACCCUGGAACCGGAAACACUCCUUACCACUCGACGAACGAUAAUCUUGGCUCGUUGGGGGCUCACGGACCCCACGGACACACCGGCGUGGCGACGCAGGCCACCCAAGCUACGCAGCACGGAUAUUACAACGAGAUGCAGCAGCAGCAGCAGCAGCAGCAGCAACAACACAACGCCGAUGGCUACGGAGGGCAUCAGGCGACCGUACACUCCAGCACCGGGGAUUACAGGAGCGGAAACAAAUGCCACCAAAACGCGUAUUACGAACAGGCGAGUCAACCGCACGUGCAUCAGGGUGGCGAGGCGUCCAGCAUCCCGAGUAGCUACGUGUCCUCGCCGGAUCCGUUUCCGGCUCCGGGGAUGACGACGACGGCGACGGCGAUCGCCGCGGCAACGGCAGCGGUCAUGACGCCACCGGGUAGCGCGGGUCAGGCGGACGCCAAUAACGACAGUUACGGUAACUUUGGUAAUUUUUACGGCGAACCGGUACACGCGGCUGCACCGCCACCGUCAGCCGACAACAGCAACAGUUCCUCGGAUUUUAAUUUCCUCAGCAACCUAGCCAACGAUUUUGCACCGGAGUAUUAUCAGCUCAGCUGAGUGCCAGAAAGUGAACCGUCGUGGCAUCUCGACUGGGCCGACGAACAUUAUUUGCCCAAUUGAUCGGUGACGCGAGUGGUUGGCGAUAAACUUUCUCGUUUUUUUUGGUUUAUGAUAAACUUGAUGGAAAUGAGUGAAAAAAUUCUACGAAUCGAUCGGGUUGUUUCGCGAGACGUGGUCUAAUUGUACAUAAAUAAGAUAGUGAAAAUAUUUAAAUCGGCUGAUUCGAAGGAUCUCUCUUUGUUAGUGUCGGGGGUGGGGGGGGGGGAGGGGAAGGAAAAAGGGGGUUGCUGAGGAUAUAAAAGUGCAAUCGAGAUAUAAAUGAAUUUGGUACGGAUACAAUCGGCGGUAUAUCGACGCGCAGACGAGCAAGUUUACAUUAUACUUUCAGUUUUGUUCUGAACUUUUGUUUGAUAUUUUGACUUUUCACACGAAAGACGACUUUGAAAUCGGUUCCUCAGACUUGCUCGCCCUUCAACCCUGUUCUGAGUUACCGUCGGUGUAUGAUGAACGAUGAAAAAAGGGAUUUACGUACGUGUACGAUAUGAAAAACAAUGAAAAUCCGGUAAAAGUGUGAGCGAUAAAAAACUGAAAGUAGUCUUAAGUACGGAAAAACGCAUCUAUACACAAUCAUGCCUAGAAUAAAAGUAUACUAAUUAUUUAUAAAAAGAGCAGAAUAAAUAAAACAAAUAAAAAUAAACGAAUAACAGAAACGAAUAGUUGCAGUAAUAUAGGCUUCGAAUAAUCGAAACGGUCACUUGGACAGUCCACUGUAGAGAAAUCGGUUCAAUAUAAAAACUUAUUUUUUUUAUUUUUUUUUUUUUCAAUCAUUUUUCCAAACACUGUCGAGGUGAUGUGCAUAUAGUUAAUCGUAAAUUAGAAAAUCAUGUAUGUAAUGAUAAUAUUUACAACUGAUUUCGCAGUUCCUUCUAAUUACCUUAUAUUUUCCAACCCCCUACAUACGCUCUAAAAAUUGACUUUUAGAGUACGUGCAAUGUUCGAACCAAGUUAUGGAAAAAAAAAACUAAAUCUGCACAAUAGAGCAGCUCGACGUCCUUGUUCGUAGAUAUUAAACAUAUUAAAAGUUGCAAUUAUCUAAUUUUAAAUCCCCUUCGAAUCACGGAUGUGCGUCUGAAAGAUGCCGUUCUAAUUCUUUUUUGUAUAAAUAAAAAUAAAACGAAAAAAAAAAAAUCAAAUAAAUACGGAAAAGAAAAAAACAAGAGUAAAGAAAGAGAAGAAGAGAGAAGAGAAAAGCUAUUACGAAUUCAUUGUUGUUUAUGUAAAAUAAAAUUAAUGAAAGAAAAAGAAAAUUUUCUGUAAAUAUUAGAUCAAUACGGUAAUUCCAUACCUAUUAUUAUUAUUAUUAUUAUUAUUAUUAUUACUAUUAUUAUUAUUAUUAUUAAUAUUAUUACCAUUAUUAUUGUUUAUGCAUUGAUCUGAUUGAACGUAAUAAACAAGGUAUAGCGUAGUGCGUACGAAGUACCGAGAACUAAAUUAUGCUACGACGUCAUGAAUCUAUCGCACUUGUACAUUCGUUCACACUACUAACAGACUUGUCAGAAAACGAAAAC